UGAAAAAGAAUGCUGCGGCCGUCGUUUGACGAGGCUGUGACAACCAAGGCGUACGAUAUGAUAGUGCAGCAUAUUCGCGACCACUGGGACGACCGACAUGUGAUUGUGGAAGGACUGAUGGCAGUCCAACAGUGCAUCGAUCGAAAAGGCGGUGAAAGUGACGCCAAAUGCUUGGGUGUGUCUGGGGCGUGCGAUGUGGUGCUGGACGUCAUGGCGGCCAAUAUGCAAAGCGAGGAAAUUCAGUUCUACGGCACCCAGGCCUUUCGUUUCUUAGCAACGUCGUCCAGAAACGUCCUGCGCUUCGAAGCGAAAAGAGGGCUCAACCAGCUCACGCAGUCCUUGGUGUAUUACGUGGCAGUGCCUCGAGUGGUUCGGGAAGUGCUUUGGGCAUUGGCAACCCUGUUGGGGGCAAGCGAACCAUCUGGACUUGCCUUUCUCGAGGCAAUGGACGGGACGCUACUGGUCCUUAAGACGCUUCACCGACAUACCGACAACUUGGACAUUCAACUGCAUGGUUGCCAGAGUCUGUUGUCCAUGGCCACACGUUUCAAAUCGCGGUUUCGGGAGGACGCAAUCGCGAGUACCGGGGCGCUCAUGAAAGGGCUCCUCGUGCGACAGAGUUUGCCCCGGUCGCUGGUGGUGGUUUGUUUGAAAUGCGUCACCGCCAUCGCCGACAAAGACUCGGCCACUGGCUUGUUUGCCGAUGGUUCGUGGUUUCGGUUCGUGUUUAUCACGUACAUUGACGACGAAAUCGUCGUGUUGGAGGUGGUCCAUCUGUAUAUAUUGCUGUGCCACAUUGCCCCAACCGUUGCCUUGACGCUGUCUAGUGGCGGCGGCCUUGAUUGCCUCCACGAAGCCCUGGUGACAUAUCACAAUCACCGACAUGAGGCCACCGUGUACGAACUGCUUCGGCUGGUGCGCCACGUGUUUGCUCUGUCUGCGACCCACCAAGACGUGGUUCGAGUGGCUCUUUCGUGUCAGACGACCUACACGACGCACGCGCGCCUGCAAAUCGAAGUGUGCUGCAUCGUCAGGUUGGCGCUGCCGUGGACGCCGGGGUCGCUCUGGACUACUCAAAUUGAAGUGUUGAAUCAGCUGAUGCAAUUGCACCAAACUGACGCCAUUCUCCGCCGCGAAGGUCAAUACACGAAGACGGCAGUGGGUUUGUUAGGUUAAAGGGAAAAACUAUGGAUGUCGUCUAACUGGUUCAAGUCCUUCAUGUCGACCCGUUUAUUGGACGCGGUGAAGAUCUGAAUGUCGCUGAGCCGAAGGCGAUCCACCGGCAUAUCUGCGACAUCGUUGUCGUUCAUGCAUGAGUGUUUUGACUUGGAAAGUGUAGGGUCCUCCAUGCGAUGGUGGUUCGAGUGCCCGUGUCGCCUCCACUUGUCUUGGGCGGGCGAAGUCUGGCCGUAGCUCCCUCUUUUGUUGUUGUCGUCCAGUGAUUCAUCGCUGACGGUGGACGUGGACGUACUCUAUGUGGAGUGUCAUGACUCUGAUUCUUCCCAGUCUGGAUAAUGAUAUAUAUAUGUAUAUAUUGCGAAUUUUUUUUUGCUAUGAACUUCCAAAAUUCGCGUAUCAAUAUUGUAUCACG
Messenger RNA from Aphanomyces astaci, 1591 nucleotides. RefSeq lists its product as hypothetical. The transcript is spliced from 6 exons. Bases 10 to 1176 code for a protein of 388 amino acids. The record is from RefSeq and is a predicted model, not a curated record. NCBI's taxonomy places the organism in Eukaryota, Oomycota, Saprolegniomycetes, Saprolegniales, Verrucalvaceae.